AUGCAUGUCUGGGUGCUGACAUUAAGUAUUCAGUUACAAAGAGCAGAAUGCUUCCAUCAGCAUGCUAUGCUUCCAGUGGCCGCUGUUAAGAUGGAAUAUGAGACCUUUACACUAGUGCUUCCCAAACGUUAUCCACUGUCCCCUCAUCUUGAAGCUAAAACACUGUGCUCUCAGGGAGCAGUGGGCGAGGAAGGAAGGGUGUUCGGCAUGGCAGAAGAGGGCUUGGCAGCGCGCGGAGCAUGCAGCAGCAGGAGCACCAGGGCCUGCAGCGCGGAGGAGAAAGUGGGCCGAGCUAAUCAAGAUUGCGGCUCUAGCAUGUCCAAGGCUCUGCGGGAACGAUGGCUGCUGGAGGGAACUCCAUCAUCGGCAGCAGAGGAGGAUGAGGGAAUGAAGAAACAGCUCCAGGAGGACAAUGACAAAACUAAACAGAUGGAGGAGACCAUCCUGAGGUUGGAGAGGGAGCUUGAAUUACUGGAAAAUGGCGAAAUUGCCAUCUCGAAAGAAAACAGCAUUGAGGAGAAGCUGAAAACUGAGGAGAAGGUUUCUCCAAACAAAGACAGUGAGUUGGCAAAACAUCACAGCAGCCCAUUGGUCAACAAGCCUGAAGGAAGCACGGAGAAGCUGAAAGCUGCGAUGUUUGCGGUGGAAAUUACCGUGGAAAAGGACAAUGUAACAGGAGAGACCAAAGUCCUGUCCACCAGUAGUGUGUCUCCCAAGAACCUCAUGCAGCAAGGGGUCAAGGUCUACGAGGACGACCUCAAGGUGAUCCAUGAGAUGCGCAAAGGUGACGGAGCGGUGGAGAAUGGAGUCCACCUUCUCAGUACCACCGAGGUGGACGAGCUGAUGCAGAAGGCUGACAAGGUGACAGACUACCACAAAGUACUGGCUCCAGAGGGGAAAGGACCUCAUGGCCAGCUCCAGGCUGACAGUCAGACCCCUGAGAAGCUAAAGGCAGAUGGGAUGGCCGGAGAGAACCUUAAAAUCCUUCAGAAAACCCUGGGAGAUGGCGCGGAGCCCAGCAAAGACCAGCCCGUGACCAUGAUCUUCAUGGGCUACCAGGACGUCGAGGAUGAGAACGAGACCAAGAAGGUGCUUGGGUACGACGGAACGGGCAAAGCAGAGCUGGUGGUGAUCGAGGAUGGUGACAGCAAGAGCGAGAGGCCACCAGAGAGCCAGGCCCCUCCAAACGGCACAGCCGCUGCCCAGGGCACCGAGGAGAAGGCAGACGGGAAGGGCAAAGAGGCGGUAGACGAGGUAGAGGAUUUGAAGGAGAAGCAACGCUGUCAGUGCUGCAUUGUGAUGUGAUCAUGUCCUGUCUUAUCCUUCUUAUUGUACAGUCGGAAUGUUAUAUGUUCAUAGUCUUCAGAUGCACUGUAUGUCUUCUAACGUAACACAUGCUUUAAUUGGGGAUGCAAGGAUUGCAGCCAAUCCAUCACAACUUAGCAAAGACCUGCAUUUUCAUUGGCAUUCAGUCGGGGCCUAAAUAAAAGCUGAGAGCUGAUUGGCUGAAUGGUACCCUAAACAUCAUCCUAUGAGUACAGUUGAGGUUCACUGAAUCUACCUUGGCGAUGACAUGAUGGUGCUGUAAUGUCCUGUUACAUAUGUCCACGAGCAAUGUGGGAGCUGUUAUAAAUAAGCCAUGGGCAACCCUUUCUCAAAGCAGAAAGAAAACAAACUCACAAUUGAACCCUUUCCAGUGACACUUAUUCAAGCUGUUGGGCAGGGAGCAGUGUUUAUCUGUGAUCAAAGGUUGGUAAGUCAGCAGACCCAGAGCUCAUCAAUGACUUAAACUAUGUCCUUUAAAAGUAGCCCAUAGAAUCAUAGAAUCCAUACAGUGUGGAAGCAGACCAUUCAGCCCAUCAAGUCCACGCUGACCCACCAAAGAGUAGUCCACCCAGGCCCACCCUAUCCCUUUAACCCUACAUUUCGCAAGGCUAACCCACCUAGCCUAAGUAUCUCUGGGCACUAUGGGCAAUUUCCCAUGGCCAACACAUCUUUGGACCUUCUUUUCUUUCAUUGUCCCUCACCAAAAGUGAACAGUUGGGAGGAGGGACUUAAACAGUUUCAAAAAGGGUAGAGUAGUCAAAUUCAAACAUGAAUAAAGUUCUAAUUUGAAAAUGGACAGAAUGAAGGCCUCACAACCAGAAAGAAAAUGGAUGGGUGGAUUGAAUUAUUUUAGUUCUCUCAAAAUCCGAUUUUAAUUGUGUCAUUUUGUCGUUGGGGCAUAGCGUUACAGUAAUAAAGCCAAGUCUACCAUUAUCUUAGCAUCGACAUUACUGUAAAUGUGUUUUGUAUUUUAGUUAAUCUCAUUAUACUAUUAACCCAGAGACCCCAGUAAUUUUCUGGAUACCCAGGUUUAAAUCCUGCCAUGGCUGAUGGUGGAAUUUGAAUUCAAUAAAAAUCUGGAAUUAGGAACCUACUGAUGGGUCAUGAUGAUCAUUGUGGAUUGUUGGAAAUAACCAUCUGCUUCACUAAGGUCCUUCAGGGAAGGAAAUUGUCAUCCUUACCUGGUCUGGCCUGUGCAUGAUUCCAGACCCACAGCGAUGUGGUCAACACUUAACUGCCCUCAGGGAAAUUAGGGAGGAGUAAUAAAUUCUGGCCUAGCCAUUGACACCCUCAUCCUGUGAAUGAACUAAAAUAACCCUCAACGGAAAACAGACUAAGUCAGCCAAGGGGGAUGUUUCUGGGAAUCUGUUAGUAAUGUAAGGGUUAAAAAAAGACAUAGUAAAAACUCAUGAUAAAACUUUUUCAUCAAAUUCAUUCUUCUGUCAUCUGGUCAACCUGGAAACUGGACUGUACACAAAUUCAUGAUGUUUGGUAUUCGCUUCAUUGCAAUGAGUCCCACCUUCUCUCUUCCAAGUCAUAUCAAUGUGAAUGAGUUCCGUCCUUUAUUGAGCCACAGUGCCGUUGAGUUCGAUCUCUCUACUUCAUGGUAAUAUAUGAUGCCUUAAAUGAUCCGAAUAAGCAAAAAUAAAGUAAUGUCGAUACUGUCGUUUGGUCAUUUUGGAUCGUAACCAGUUUGCCAAAGAGGUUAUGAUGUCUUGCAGAAAACCUGUUGCUGGACAAACAUGGUGGGGUUAAUGGAUAAAUAUUCAGCAUCAUGGAGCAGGGGGACCCCUGCUGUUAAGUAAUGGGCUAGAUUGUUCACAAGAACCCCUGAAACUAGAUUAAUGCUAGUUUUUGUCCGACAUGCCUUUUUUUACUUCUUACUGCUCAAGCCACAGUUUUAGUGAAAUGACACCAGUAAUUCCUCCAGAGACAGGAAUCAUUUGACUGGAUUCCUUCAGAACGUGUACUGCUUAGUCCAUUUUUCCAGAACAUGCAUUGACUAAUCUUUAGCCAAGCACUGAACUCAUAUCUUAGACAUACAAGAUGGUUGACCACUGAAUUUUCAUUAAUUUUGAAUGACUCUGUUAAUCUAUAUAUACUGUCAAUGUUAAAUCAACCUUUGGUUUUUCUACAUUGAGAUUUCGGUCUGAUCAAUGUCAAACUGGCAGCUGAGAUCUUUUAAUCAGCUUGAAAAUUUGUCUGUACAGUUUGGAUUUUCUGAAUCAUUGCAUCCCUAAUUUUGAAACACUUUUGUACAUCACACUUAGUCUUGAACCAGAUCAAUCUAUCCUUUACACUGCCAGUCACCAUGCACUACUCUCAGCGUAUAUGUAUGAUGUGAUACAAUGGGACAAUUUUAUUUUUCUCUGCAUGUUCUGUAGUUCCAAGCUGAUUACAGAUCAUUGUGAAAGCAAUUAACUGAUGGUGUUCUUUGUUAAUCCUACUGCAAUCUGUCUGCAAUUCUUUUUUACAUCUAUCCAAAGGGUUCAAUGAGACUAGAGACCGAUUGUAACACUGCUACUUUGGUGAAGAUUCUCAGUCCACUUUCUGCUCCAGAUGGUAAUUAAAUCAAAUCUGAAUCGACCAUUUAUCUAGAUUCAAGAUUCAAAUACAAGUGAUGUCAUACAAACCUUAGUGAUUCCUCAAUCACUCUAAAUCCAAUCCGGAUUAAAUCUGACCUGUGCAAAUACCCAAACUUGAAUUUACACAGGAGCACCACUUGAAGCUGUGGAACUGAUUGUCCCUGAGCUGAGUUCACUGUGUGAAUGUGUGAGCUGAAGUGCCUGCUUGUUUCUACCUAUGUGUUUUUGUGUUUCUUAGUAUGUGCGUAGUGUGUGUUUGAAUAAAGCUGUUUAUGCAUUUGCCUGUAUGAACGUGCUUGAGUCCACCUGUACUUACCUGUUUAUGUAGACACCUGUGUCUAUGUAAGUGUGUGUGAGAUUUUGUUUGUGUGUGCGAGUUUGCCUGUAAACAGUCUGUCUAGUCUGCUUGUGGUGUGUGUGUGUGUGUGUGUGUGUGUGUGUGUGUACAAGUGUGUACGAGAGUGUGCUUGUGUGAGAGAGAGUAACUCAGAAAUACUGGGAACUCACUUUUCAUUUCUCUCAUGUUCCCGGUCACAUUAUUGUUUCCGUGGUGAUUCCAGGCAUUACCAAAGACUGCACCAAAUGAUGUUGCUACGAAAGUUGUUUUUAUUGUUUUCAUUUAUUGAAAAUGGGAGAAAGCAAGACAAUCAAAUUUCUUUAAAAUGGUUUCCCCAUUUUGUUGGUCUCCAUGAACUAUAAUUGAAAAUGCCCAGCCUAUUAUUGGAGAAAUCAGUAUAUAUAUAUAUAGAUCUAUAAACACAAAUAUCUAUUUUUAAACACAAUGCCUUGGGAAUGGCUUUGGCCCUGUUUAGAUUUCCCUAACCUGGGUAGUGAUGGAUACGAUAGACUCCAUCGUACAUGCGAGCAUGCUCAUUAGAUAAUAAAGCAGUCCCAUUUUAUUCCAUGCAUUCCAGAGGCCUGUGGCACAAGUGAUCUCACAUAAAUUCUUCGGUAUAGCACCUGUGUAAGCGUGAAGUGCACUUGUGCACCAUGUCUGUGAAGUGCUUCCAGAUUUCUGAGACGUUGGGGCUCCAGCUCUCUGUAGCUGAGAGGUAAAAUCAACCAGAGUGCAGAUUCCCUUCAUGUGUCAGGCAUUAGGCUUUGUAACCAAUUUGUGUUCUUUGUUGUUUAGUGCUGUUGGAAACCCUUAGUAAUUUCUUCUGUGUUACACCCGCUUCCAAAAUCCUAUAGCAUAUCAAUGGGUUCUUUGGGGCUUUAAAACACAUUGUCCAAAAGACUAUUUUACAACAUUCAGCCAGAUAAACAGAUUCCUAGUAUUAAAGCAUAUUGGAGCGUGGACAAUGAGUACUUUUGAUUACAAGUUGCGAGUGAUUGUCUAACUUUUAUGUUUAAAAUGCUUUCUGUUUUUUUAAAAACAAAAAAAAUCAGUUCCCAUUGAAAACUUUAGUAAAAGAAAGUUUAAUGCAUAUAUUUUUGUUAUGACAUCUUACAAUUACUAUUAAUUUGUGUUGUGUGCAUACACACAUGCAGUUCACACAAAAACACACAUACGCACACACCCACACACUGUCUCACAUGCACACGCAUGCACGCACACGCACACAAACACACACACACACACACACACAUACAUACACACACACACACACACCUCAAUAUGGUUGUCUGAGGUGUCCAAAUGCUUAUUUGGUAAAACAUAGUCUCUGGAUUCAUACUGGACAAAUUAUACAUGCUGUACAAUGUUUGCUCUAUAUUACAGAAUCUAAACAAAUUCUAUAGGAUGAGUUCAACACCUACAGAAUGUUUUGUUUUGUGUGAGGGAAGUUGUUUGAGGUGUGUGUUACAGUCAAUUCCCCUUUGAAGCAUCUGGCAAUAAGACUUGCUGCCCUAUUCAUCUUGUGCAUGCAGGUACGUUCUCCUUAAGGCUCACUUUCACGAGUGGAUCAUCUUCCAACAACUAACUGAGACAUAAUGUAAUAAAGAGUUUUAACUAGAAGAUCUAAGAACUUGACUAUGUGUACCAUUGAUGUGAAUAAUGACAGUUUACUCCCAUUGAUGCUUAGCCACAAUCUGCCAUACGUAAGAGAAAAACACAAGUAUUAAAUGCCAAUGUUUUAUUAAAAGAUUGGGACUAUAAACAAAUGGAAGGAAAAUUAAUAAGUUAAGUUAUAGAACUUGAAACUGCUCUUGUCACAUGCAUCCAAGUGGAGUUGACUGUAUUUAACUGUUUGGAACAAUGUGAAAUUUAAUAUGCAAAACUGUAAGGUAAUCGAAAAUAAAAUCUAGAUGUGGUUAAA
Rhincodon typus (whale shark) is the source of this 6169-nucleotide messenger RNA. Its product is annotated as paralemmin-1-like. Gene Ontology annotation, cellular component: membrane. The coding region runs from base 1 to 1305 and encodes 434 amino acids. The record is from RefSeq and is a predicted model, not a curated record. The transcript is spliced from 7 exons. Gene Ontology annotation, biological process: regulation of cell shape. NCBI's taxonomy places the organism in Eukaryota, Metazoa, Chordata, Chondrichthyes, Orectolobiformes, Rhincodontidae.